Panicum hallii is the source of this 2445-nucleotide messenger RNA. RefSeq names its product protein WVD2-like 7. The transcript has 10 exons. Bases 364 to 2082 code for a protein of 572 amino acids. NCBI's taxonomy places the organism in Eukaryota, Viridiplantae, Streptophyta, Magnoliopsida, Poales, Poaceae. The record is from RefSeq and is a predicted model, not a curated record.
CCCUCUCCCCUCCCGUGAGCACGCAACGAAUCGCCGUGGUAAUUACUCGGCCGCGGCGGCCAUUAGAGGGCGCUAAUCACGCCCGGAAUUUAAGACCCCCCGCCUCGGCCUCGCACCCACCUACCUGCGCUGGUGCGUUCUUCUCUUCCCCCCACCAAGCUGCGUGGCCGCACUGCACCGCACCGCGGCGGCGGCGGCAGAGCUGAACAGCGGCCGAGGGAGCGAGCGGGCUUCCCGUGGCGUUUUGUCUGGUUCGGAGCCUGGGGCGGCGGCGGCAGCUCGCGGAGCCCAUGCGGCAGUCUCGGUGUCAGGGUUUGCCAGCAAACUUUUCCCAACUAUGAUGAAUUAGCCACACCAUAAGUGAUGGCGACGGAAGUCAAUCAAACUUACUUUGCAUGGUCACAAGGAGAGUCAACUGAACGGGAUGGUCCUCAAGGAGUAUCGGUAUCCCAGACACUUGAUCAUGGCUCCAUUUCCUUCGGAAGAUUUGAGCUGGAGUCACUAUCGUGGGAGAAGUGGUCUGUAUUUACUAAUGACAGACGCAAUGAAGAAUUUGGAAAGUUCAACGGUUUAGUCGCUCAGAAGAAGGCUUAUUUUGAAGAGUAUUACAAGAAGAUCAGGGAACUAAAGGCUUCACAACAGCAAAACCAGCAAACUGAACUUACGCUGGAAUACAGUGGUGAUGGUAGUGACUCUAGCCAGACAGCAGAAGAUGAGCAGGGUGCUGAUCUUGAAACUCCCACUGGAUCAGGAGCACCUGUGGAUGACUAUGCAGAAGAAGCUCCUCACGAAACUAUGUUGGAUCAUGGACUGCAAUACUACGAUGACCAAGGAAACAAAAUCUGCAAUACAGAAUUUUCCUCGUCUAAUCUUUCUUCAUCGACUGGAAUUCUGCAGCAAACUGACCAUGAUGUUAGAGGAACUGCCCAUGGUGAUAUUUCUGCCAGCAAAAUGGAUAUGGGGCAACAGAACGCGAGUUCUGGUCAUGAUGAUACUAGAACAGCAUAUGAAGCUGCGAGGACUCCUAGAAGAAUUAUUGAGAAAGAUUCCAGGCUCAGACACACUCCAAAGAUAAUACCAAAAUCCAUCAAAAACCUUUCAAAAAGUGCUGUGGAUUACACAUUUGCUAAUGAGAGGCCUGGUUCAGUGAAGCCCAGUACAAGUAUGGACCAGAAGACUAAGCCGGUGCAAAGGCCAAAUGCAGCAGCACCACAGAAGAUGGCUGGCACUCCAGAAAGGAGCAAGCUUACAGGUCUCAGAAGACCUUCCUCAGCAGGUGCGCAACGGCCCUCUACUGGAGAGCGGCGCCCCAUUGCAAAAACGAAUUCAAAGACGCUUGCUGAUGUUUCCACCCCGCAACGACCUUCCACUGCUGAGAGACGCCCAGUCACCCGAGAUCAUGCACAGAAGCAAGCCAAUGUCACAACACCACGCCGACCUUCUACUUCUGAAAGACGUCCCAUCAAAAGAGAAAGUGCAGCAAAGCAUGCUGAUAUUUCCUCUGUACAUCGGCCCUCUACAGGAGAGCGACGCACUAUUACUAGAGAUAUUGUUCUGAAAACAGAUGCGAAGACGCCUAGCAAAGCAAGACCAACUGUGGCUCAUCCAAAGAGUGAAGCAACUACAGUGGCCAAUCCCAAAAAGGCUGUCACUCCAAAUGCUGCUAGAAGUAGCAAGCUGGAAACCAAAAGCAAUAACAACAGACUGAAGGGGCCUUCAGCAUUGGAUAACCAGUCUACUAGGUCUAAAAGAAUGGACUUGCAAGUGUCUGGCAAACAAAGAUCAAGCUCUGUUAACCUUCCUCCAAGGAAAAUUUUCAGUUCCAGUGUUGGAGAACCAGCAGUAGAAACCAUUUCUAGGACAAAAAAGAAAGAGGGCAUUCAGGCGACAGUCCAAUCUCGAGUAUCUACUUCAAAGAGGACAGCCACUUUGCAGACUGGGAACUUAAAGACGAGGGCUCCAAAUCCACCAGCACCACCACCUCCACCACGGCGGCCAUCACGAACUAUGAGCAAACCAACCACCAGUACCUCAUUGACUGGCACAAGAAAGCCAAAGGCUUCAGCACCACAAUGGCACUGAUGCAGUGGAGACCAGAAAGCAUCCAUCCGAUCUAGUGGCCUGCAGAACACGGUGGAUCUGAGCAGCGUUAUUACCAGCCUUCCUUUUGUAUGGUGUAUCUGUAAAUCUGAGUACCUCCGUUGGCCCUUUCUCUUUCUCUCCUUUGCAGAGCAGCUCCAAGUGUAGCCUAGUGUACGUAGUCGCGCGUAUCAUACCCACCGGUGCCUAGCUUAAUCGUCCAAGGAACUUAGAACAGUGUAAAUACCUGGAAAUAAGUUUCCGGUUUUAGCUACAGUAAGUUCAGCCCAAAUUUGUGAACAUCCGUGUAUGCCAUUAGCAAUGGAAGUCCUCCCUUCUCAGCUUAUUUGGCAACUUUGGUGAGCC